AUGCAAGACCCUGAGAACGCUCAUUCCUUGCAACGAAUCAUUCGCUUACGUCUGUGCAUGUUCCUAAAUCUGAUUUUAGGGCAAGGGCUGAUGUACGACGCACCCCUGGCGAAGCACCCCAGCCAUCACGACGCAGAGACCAAUCCUCUCUCUCAUGGAACCUGGUCCCUGACAGCUGACCCACUGCGUGAUCCCACUGUGAUCCCUCCCACCGCAUCGCGACGAAGCAAGCGAGACGAUACCGACAAGUCGCCAUCAGACGCACAAAAUCAACUGGGCCUCACGGACAAAAGGAGUGGCACAGGUUGCGAGGAAAUGUGA
This is a messenger RNA of Penicillium brevicompactum, 321 nucleotides long. RefSeq lists its product as uncharacterized. The transcript is spliced from 2 exons. Bases 1 to 321 code for a protein of 106 amino acids. Lineage: Eukaryota; Fungi; Ascomycota; Eurotiomycetes; Eurotiales; Aspergillaceae. The record is from RefSeq and is a predicted model, not a curated record.